AUGACGGUGGGUGCGCGGCUGGGCGCCAAGGUGAGGGGCAGGUUCUGCCGCCGCGGGCCCGGCGACGACCAGGUCUCCAUCCUGCCCGGGGAGGAGGAGGAGGCGGCGGCGGUGGCCGGGGGCAGCGCCGGGGCCCCGCGGCCGGCGGUGCUGCGGGAGGACGUGGAGGAGGAGGAGGAGGAGGGCGCCGGGGGGAGGAAGGUGCGCUUCGCCGUCCUGCCCGGUCCCUACGAGCCGCUGCGCCCGCCGCGGGCCCCCGGCAAGCGGCCCUAUGGGAAGCGCCUGAAGAAGUACGGAAAGAAUGUCGGGAAGGUUCUGCAGAAGGGUUGUCACUACUUGGUGGUCGGCCUGCAAGGAUUAGCAGCAGCCUACUCUGCUCCCUUUGGAGUCUCAGCACACGUGGCGUCCUUCGUCCGCUAGCGCAGCUCCCUGUGCCCCAUGGGAGAGGACACGAGGCCAUUGCUGCUUUCUCAGGAUUAAAUUUCAGACCUGGAUCUGAAAAACCUCUUGGACCAACAGCCCUGAGCCCCUGUGCCAGGCCCUUUCCAAGACUGAGUGCUCUUCUCUGAAAAAAAUCCCAGUGCUUUGUAAAAUCAGAUCAGGUCAAAUAAGCAUAAGGAUGAGAAAAUAAUCUUUGAUUAAUUUAAGUUUAUUUUUGGGCAUGAGUUGGUUUUCCAGAGCUUUGUGCUGUGUGGA
This is a messenger RNA of Cinclus cinclus, 696 nucleotides long. RefSeq names its product chromosome 3 C1orf115 homolog (gene C3H1orf115). The coding region runs from base 1 to 420 and encodes 139 amino acids. The transcript has 2 exons. The record is from RefSeq and is a predicted model, not a curated record. Lineage: Eukaryota; Metazoa; Chordata; Aves; Passeriformes; Cinclidae.